AUGGAAUUACGUCGUUCAAAAUCGAUUGAAAGUCCUUAAGGAGUAUUUGAUAAUUAAUUAAGCAAAAUAUAAUCAAUAAUAAUAAACCAUCCUCAAGAAACCUAAUCUGAGUAAGACUUUCAAACUAAUUCUCGAAAAAUAAUAUACAAAGAUUAAAUAUUCGACAAAUAUCUAUUAAGUCCAAUCGAAAAAUAUGAAAAAUAUGGUCGUUUUCCAUACAAGCUAAUAGUUCAUAUAAGCAUUGUAAUUUUAACCACAUUUUAAAUUAUAUAUUCUUCAAAUAAUUUGACAACAAAUUCCACUGAGUAGAAUUAAGCCUGGCGUUAAUUAUUUUUUGGAAAAAACUAUAGCAUGAACAUUAAAAAUUCUGAUAAUGAAAGCUAAUUGGUUUAUUUUGAUACAUUACCUUAGUUUUCGAAGCAUUUAUAAAAUUUGUUUUCUAAUAUAAAUUUAUCUAAUGAUAAUAGAAUAUAAGAUUAUUAUUUUAACUAUACAUCUUCAAAUUUUUAAGUAUAUUAUAAUUACCCAUUAAAUUUUACUGAAUUCGAAAAUAAAAAACAAUUUAAAUAUAAUGUAGAUUUAAAAGUAGGUAUUCUAUAACCAUUUAAUUAAUCCAAUACUUUAGAAAUAAAGCAAAUUUUAAAACAGGCCAAAUUUUAUGAACUUUCUAUAAACGAUGUCAUUUUAGCAAAAUAUAAUGUUAUUUCGUGUUGGAAUUUUUUACUUUAAUAUUCUUUACAUUCCAAAAAUGUUAUUAAAGCUAACCUUAUUUCCGAUGGGGGUCCAUGUAAUUAAUAAUUGUAUGAAGAAGGUAUAAAAAUGUAAGGAAAAGAUUAUAUGAGCUAAUAUUUUUAAAUAGAUUUAGUAUAACCUAGUAAUUUAUUAUAUACAGGAUAUAAUACUACUGUAAAUAUUUUAUCUUUAUUAUGUUCUUUUUAUUCAGUAAUAUUAUGUUACAAAUACAUAUUAUAGAUAAUGAAUAUUUAUAUAGAAAUAUAAGAAAAUUCUUAAAGAUAAUAUUUAAAAAGCUACUCUACAGAAUAUUUGGAAACGAAAAAAAUUAUGAGUAGAAAACGAUAUAAUUUGUUGAGAAUUCUCACUGAAUAAAAAUAAUGGCAUGAACUUACAUUUUAUUAAAAAUUACAAUAUUUUGAUGGAUGGUAUUUCAUUAUUUUAGUAGGAAAUUUUUUUCAAAUUAUAGGCAGUAUGUUCUUAUUAACUCUAACUAAUUAAAAAUCAGAUUUUUAUUAAUCAAUUUAAAUUAUAGAUUGGACGAUUGGACUUGGAGCAUUUUGUGCAUGGAUUUCUCUUUUAAAAUAUCUAGAAUAUAGCCAAAAAGCUUCGAUAAAUUUAGAUGUUAUUUUAUUCUCUUUACCUUAAAUAUUUGCUAUUUUAGUAGAGUUUAUACCUGUUUUUAUGGUUUUCGUUAUAGUAGGACUUACAUGUUUUUCAAAAUGUGAAUUAUUCUCAGAUACAAGAUCAGCUAUUAUUACUUUAAUUAGUUUAAUAUAUAUGGAUUCUAUAUAUUAUGAUAUUUAAUAUAU
Messenger RNA from Ichthyophthirius multifiliis, 1544 nucleotides. RefSeq lists its product as hypothetical. Gene Ontology annotation, molecular function: NAADP-sensitive calcium-release channel activity. NCBI's taxonomy places the organism in Eukaryota, Ciliophora, Oligohymenophorea, Hymenostomatida. The transcript is spliced from 2 exons. Gene Ontology annotation, cellular component: membrane. The annotation marks the transcript as partial. The record is from RefSeq and is a predicted model, not a curated record.